AUGGGUACCUUCUUUUCAUGGAAUUGUCGCGGCAUACGUUCCAAACUUUCAGACAUCAAGACAAUUUUAAACAAAUUUCAUCCAAUUUGUUUAGGUAUUCAAGAAACCUUCUUAACACCCAGUAUUCCAAUAAAAUUGCGCGGUUAUAAUUGUACCAGGAAAGAUACAGACACAGGAUCUCGGAGUUCUGGUGGUGUCUGUCUCUUAACCUCAAAUCUAUAUCCAAGCACACCUCUUACUUUGCAUACACCUCUACAGGCUGUGGCAGUGCAAGUUCACACACGAACAUUAGUCACAGUCUGUAGUAUAUAUUUACCGCCUCAUGAUGUCAUUAAUCAACAACAUCUUGACAAUUUAGUGGACCAGCUUCCUAGACCACUUAUUAUACUAGGCGAUUUCAACGAGCAUAGUGUUUGGUGGGGUUCAGAAAGUACUAAUUCUCGUGGGCGACAAAUCGAGAAAUUUAUUUCUAAUAACUGUCUCUGUAUCCUUAAUAAUGACGAGAAGACGUACUUCCAUGAACCCACCCAUAGAUUCCAUAGUGUUGAUUUGGCCAUAUGUUCUCCUGAGCUCAUGCCAUUGCUGAAUUUUGCUCGAGCAGACUGGGAUGCUUUCUCUCAUUUGGCAGAAAUCACUGAGAUCAUGGUCAAUACUAACGAUAUCACGGACGCUGUGCAAAGGUACCCUACGAUAGAAAAUCUUGUGGCUUUUAAGAAAGCCAAAGCCUUAGCUCGACGCAUUCGCAGACGUAGUCAGAGGGAAUCUUGGAUCAAGUUUGUGUCUUCGAUCACAUCCUCAACUUCCACCAAACUGUUGUGGAAAAAGGUAAAAGCUGCAAAUGGGAUUUAUAGUGAAACUUCCAUUCCUGUUUUAAAAACAGGAAACUUAGUGCAUUCCUCCCCAUUAGAAGUAGCUAAUAUUCUUGGUCAUGCUUUCGCACAAGUUUCCGCAAUUGAUUCCUAUAGUUCUGAAUUUCUGGAAAUUAAGAAUCUUGCGGAGCGACUGACUUUGCAUUUUAAUGACCGAAAUACUUUAACAUACAACUCUGAAUUCAGGAUGUUUGAAUUGAAAACGGCUCUGUCUCAAGCCGGAGACACAAGCCCGGGGCCAGAUGGAAUAACUUAUAGCAUGCUUCGCCAUUUAAAUGAAACCUCCUUAUCUAAUUUGUUGUUACUUUUUAACAGAAUUUGGACUGAACAUAAAUACCCUAAACAAUGGAGCGAAGCUACUGUAAUUCCAAUUCUAAAACCUGGAAAAGAUCCAUUAAACCCUCUGAACUAUAGACCUAUUGCCCUUACCAACUGUGUUUGCAAGACCUUUGAACGCAUGGUCAAUGCUCUGUUUACAGAUGACUCAAAAUCAGAUGGAUAUGUUGGUUGUGCCAUUGUAACUCCAUCUAAUACACUCAGCUAUCGGCUAAACAACGUUUGUUCUGUUUUUACUGCUGAGUUGGUUGCAAUAUCUCACGCACUACAGGAAAUUUCACUCUCUACUCAGCGUAGUGUUAUCAUAUAUACCGACAGUAUGAGUGCUUUGGAAACACUUUCUCAUUUCCGCAACCAUAUGCAUCCAGUCGCUUUUGAAAAUUUGUUUAACCUGCGGAUACUGAAAAGCAGGGGCUUUAAUAUUCUUCUCUGCUGGGUUCCGAGUCACGUGGGUAUUUCGGGCAAUGAAAAAGCUGAUGUUGCAGCUAAAUCUGCAUCAACAUCUCUGUCUCUGGCCCUCCCAUAUUGUGACGUCAAAAAGUUAUUUAUUUAUCAACUCUUUAAAACUUGGCAAAAAUCAUGGGAUCUGCAGAUCCAGAACAAACUACAUUUAAUAAAACCCACGAUUGGUUUGUGGCCAGUUUUACCUAUACGAGAGAAUGAUGUUAAAUUGACUCGCCUCCGUAUAGGACAUACUCGCUAUACUCAUCGUCGGUGA
Messenger RNA from Argiope bruennichi, 1923 nucleotides. RefSeq lists its product as uncharacterized. Bases 1 to 1923 code for a protein of 640 amino acids. Lineage: Eukaryota; Metazoa; Arthropoda; Arachnida; Araneae; Araneidae. Gene Ontology annotation, molecular function: RNA-DNA hybrid ribonuclease activity; nucleic acid binding. The transcript is spliced from 4 exons. The record is from RefSeq and is a predicted model, not a curated record.